Molecule: messenger RNA, 1569 nt
Organism: Trematomus bernacchii (emerald rockcod)
Lineage: Eukaryota; Metazoa; Chordata; Actinopteri; Perciformes; Nototheniidae
Gene: dusp2
Product: dual specificity phosphatase 2
Exons: 4
Coding region: 1-948 (315 amino acids)
Biological process (GO): protein dephosphorylation; negative regulation of MAPK cascade; endoderm formation
Cellular component (GO): nucleus; cytoplasm
Molecular function (GO): MAP kinase tyrosine/serine/threonine phosphatase activity; protein tyrosine/threonine phosphatase activity
Source: RefSeq, a predicted model, not a curated record
AUGAUUUCAAGCAGUGAGCCUUUGGAGAUAAGUAGCAAUGAGCUGGUUCACAUCCUGAGGACCCCCAUGGAGCAGUACACCUCUGCUGGCUGUGUGGUGCUCGACUGCAGACCCUUCCUCAAUUUUUCCUUUGCGCACAUUUGCGAGUCCCGAAACGUCAACUGGAACUCAAUGAUGCGCCGUAGAUCCAAGAGCUCGGUGGUGGCUCUGGAGUGGCUCAUACCGGACAAGGCGCUCCUGGGCCGGCUGCGGCGCGGGGACUUCUCCCCGGUGGUGGUGGUGGAUGAGAGCAGCCGCUCCGUGGCCGAGCUGAGGCCGGAGAGCGUGGCGCAGAUGCUACUCACCGCCCUGCACAACGAGGUUAACACGCAGAUCUGCUUCCUACAAGGUGGAUUGGAGGGAUUUUCGGAGGCCUAUCCAGAGCUCUGUUACAGCUCAGCCUGCAGUCAGCUCUCUGCAGUGGAACCAGAGCCCAUGGUGACGGGUCGGAGAACACCAGCAUAUGAUCGGGAUGGUCCGGUGGAGCUGCUGCCCUUCCUGUUUUUGGGCAGUGCCAUCCACUCCUCCCGCAGAGAGACCCUUGCAGCAGCGGGCAUCACUGCUGUGCUCAACGUUUCCUCCACAUGCCCAAACUUCUAUGAGGGGGAUUUUCAGUAUCUGCAGCUCAUGGUGGAGGACAAUCUGGCUGCUGACAUCGGAGCCUGCUUCUCCACAGCCAUCGCUUUCAUCGACUCGGUGAAGCAGAGUGGUGGUCGGGUGCUGGUGCACUGCCAGGCAGGUAUUUCCCGCUCCGCCACCAUCUGUCUGGCCUACCUCAUGCACACGCAGCGCGUCAAGCUCGACGAGGCCUUCGACUUUGUGAAGCAACGCCGCCAGGUCAUCUCCCCCAACCUGGCCUUCAUGGGACAGCUGCUGCAGUUUGAAACUGACGUGCUGUGCCAGGGAUGAAGACAUUGACACAUUUUAUAUGACUGUUAUUUUUUUAUGAGGAAAGCUACUUGUGCUGCUGGCAUCACAAGGCUGGGGAAGCUGGACUUUUACUUUCAAGAGGAACUGAAAAACAGCAGAUGGUAAUAUAAAGGUGUUAUGAACAAUUGUGAUUCUGAGCCAGCAAGUUGGAGCAGCAAUCGGGUGACUUCCCUGACAUUGUUUAUACUCAAGGGGAUGGGGCCUGGUUGUUGAGUGUGUGUGUGUGUGUGUCUUGGUAUUGUGUUUGACUUAUGUGCCUGAUCAUUGUAAGGGCUGUCUUAUUUUUAUAUUGCAGUCAUUCCUUCACAUUUACAACCACUGUGACACUACUUAAGGCAAUGCUGGAAGACUCAAGUUUAUUUGUGAAAGUUAUAGAAAUGCAAUAACUUCUGUUGGUUUGGUAUCAUUCUGUAUCCUGAGAUGGAUUACACUCGGUGCAUUCAAGCUGGAAGAAGAUGUUUUUGUCAUGUGAAUCUUAUUUUUAAUUAUUAUUUCAGUAUGUCUGACGGUGUUAGCAUUAUUACUGUCUUUUACUGCACUUUAUCGUUUGGCUGAUUCCUGCUGUUUUUUCCACUUAAAUUAAAACAUGUUGGAGAACAA